Molecule: messenger RNA, 2546 nt
Organism: Anopheles stephensi (Asian malaria mosquito)
Lineage: Eukaryota; Metazoa; Arthropoda; Insecta; Diptera; Culicidae
Gene: egr
Product: protein eiger
Exons: 7
Coding region: 419-1984 (521 amino acids)
Biological process (GO): immune response
Cellular component (GO): membrane
Molecular function (GO): receptor ligand activity; tumor necrosis factor receptor binding
Source: RefSeq, a predicted model, not a curated record
UUUUUGUACCGCGUACCGUCCGGUCGCCACGUUCAGUUGCUAAACAGCGAUCGAGCGCGUUGGAAUGCGCAGCUAAUUACUGCUGGCACCGUACAUCGCGUACAUCGCGUACAUUGAGUGCAAAUACUUAUCACCCACCAUUCCUUUCCAUACAAUCGGCCAGCGGUUUAAAGAAAAGAAAGAGGAGUUUUUUUUUCCCUCGAGAAGAAAGUGACGCACGGUGCUCGGUGGGUUUAGUGGAAAUUGCGCAAAGUGCACGCUUCGAAUUGAAGAACAACAAAACGUGACAGAACAAAGCGAACAAGAGUGUACGCGGAUUUAAUUAGUGGUGCCGAGUUGUUUUGUUUUGUGCGGCGCAAGUGUAGAAAAGGAUCAAAUUAAAGUUGCUUCCGUUUAAAAGAAACAAAACAACUCCGUCAUGACGGCGGAAACGUUGAAACCGUUCCUCAAUCUACCGAACGCGACGGCCAACGAUCUGAAGGCGCACUGUGCGCAAAAGUCCACCGUAAAGCGAGGAUUAGUUGCACUCGGAUGCAUUCUUGCGGCGGCACUGUGCUGUGGGCUCAUCGGGGUGCAGAUCUGGCAUUUGAAUAAGACGGCCAUACUGCAACAGGAAGUCGAUGACCUGAAGCUGCAACUGUAUCUGCGUGCCCGCGAAUUCACCGAUUACGAGUUCGACAACGAGCUGUUCGACAGUCCGGACGAGUACGUUUACGAACCGGAGGACCUAGACCCGGACGUGUCCGACGAUGGGCACCGCGAACAGGAAACGAACGAAAGCGGCCUAUCCAGCAGCGGUAUGCAGGGCGAAGACUUGGAGCUGGACGAUAGCGAGGAAAAGGAAAACCUUGGCAUCGAGGAUCUGCGGGAAACGAACGACGACGACGACGACGGCGACGAUAUUAUCAUUGACGACCGGGUGGACAUCAGUGUGCCGGCCGGUGGUAAGCGUCGGGCCCGUUCCAUUUCCGGUGUUACCCGGCAGGGUGUGCCGAUUGUCGAUGAACCGUACGUCCCGAGGCGGAACCGUACCCGGCAUCCGCACCGGAUCUUUGAGCAACUGCGUCAGCGGCCGGAAGAGCUGGUCACACCACCAACGUCGGCCGAGAUGUUCCGGUGGGAUGUGGACAGUCGCAAAACCUCCCAUACAGCCGCCCGUCAUCAGUCGUACGGUUCUAUCAGCAUCAGACCGUACCAGCAUGAGGCGCACAGCCUUCGAGAACAUCACAGCACCACACCGAUGCCUGUGGCGUACCGUUCGCAUGGGGGCGUAAGACAUCACUCACGCAACGAGCUCCACGCAGGCAAUCCCACCAAACCACCGGCACAAAUACUGAACCGAAUGAGCCGCGUCCAGGCAACGGGCGACAGCAUGCGAAAGCAGCUCCAGCAAACGCAACGAUUCCCCAAGGUGGUUGGCAAUCCUGGAACGCAGAAGGAAAUCGUAAUGGCACCGGAAUCACGCGUUCGUUUGCGUCAGCGUAAGGGCGGAGCCGUACAGCCGGCCGAACCCGUGGCCAAAGGUGUGCAUCUGGUGGAGCUCAGCACCACGGACGCCGUCCAUAGUGACUCCCGCUACCAGGAAUGGAGUGCGAACGACAACGCGAGCAAACAGGCCCUCCAGUCGUCCUCGUUCGCGUUCGACGGUGAGCGGCUUACCGUUAACGAGCCCGGUCUGUACUACGUGUAUGCGCAGGUAACGUACAGCAACGAGUUUGAAGCGAACGGCUACAAGGUGCUGAUCAACGGCCGGAAGCACCUUUCCUGCACCGUCAACACGGCGCAACAGGGCGAAAACACCAACACCUGCUUCACGGCGGGCCUGGCCGAGAUUGCCCACGCCGGCACAACGAUCGCGGUCGAGGACGUGGCCCACGGCCGGCAGCACGUCAUGUAUCCGGAGAAGACGUUCUUUGGUGCGUUUAAACUUGGCCGCCUAGCAGCACCGACCGUGACCCAUCGUAGGGCACGCAAGGUGGCUUAAACCGCCGGUGGCGAGCUUUCAUUCAAGAAGAAAAAUGUAUUUCGGCACGAGUACCUGUGUGUUUGAGGGAGAGAGAGAGGGAGCUGAAGGGAGAUUGAGGUCGAUGGAACCGAAUGGAGCCCGAUUAUGGCCGAUAUUCUAUUAUACCUUGCUGUGGUGUCCCCUGUGUAACGUACGCUGCAAUCUAGCGCAUGUAUUUAUCAAUGUAUUUAUUUUCACCCUCUCCGUUUUCUUUGUAUAUGCGUUUGUGUGCCUGAGUGUUAGCGUGUUUUACUGAAUACUAAAAUCCAUACAAUUAAGCAAUAUUAAGUGGAGUAUCAAAUACAACAAUCAUUGCAUUGUAUCACUAUCUUGCUGCAGUCGCGACGAGUCUAACGAUUUUUGCUCUUGCAACCAAUAACCGAUUCAAAUCGUUCGUGGUACGGAAAUGGUUUGUGAUAAUGUUUACGGCACGUGCUUCCGUGCCUGCUAGAAGUAGCAGCAACCUAACAAAACCAUAGUACGGGCAAACUUUUUUUCUCUGUGCUGCAAAAAUAAAGAUGUACCAUUGCGGAAGCCCGAA